This is a messenger RNA of Acaromyces ingoldii, 501 nucleotides long. Its product is annotated as thaumatin-like protein. Lineage: Eukaryota; Fungi; Basidiomycota; Exobasidiomycetes; Exobasidiales; Cryptobasidiaceae. Bases 1 to 501 code for a protein of 166 amino acids. The transcript is spliced from 3 exons. The record is from RefSeq and is a predicted model, not a curated record.
AUGGCCCACGCUUUCAGGAUCCACUUCCACAACAAUUGCCCCUACACCAUCUGGCCUGCUGUUGGCAAGGCCCCCAACGGCCGGCCUGACAACUCGGUCCACUUUGGAACACGCCUCAACAGCGGCGCAGGAGUCUCUUUCGACGUUGCCGACAGUGAACGUGGGAUCCGUGCUUGGGGCCGCACCGGCUGCGAUGUGAACGGAGCCAAUUGCAAGACGGGCGCCUGCACCGGUGGCCAGACGUGCAAUGACGCCGGUAUCACCAGUCACGCGCUCCUGUCCGAGUACGGCGCGGGCAACGAUGGCCGCGAGUACUGGAACCUGUCGUACGUCGGUGGCAUCAUCAACAUCCCCACCCGCCUUACUGGACCCGAUGGACAGUCUGUGCUGUGCCUUCCCGGCAAUUGCCCUCCCGACCAGGCUUUCCAAGGCCCUGAAGAUUUCAAGGCCGUCCGCAGCUCGGCAGCCGGCGGCACCUACACCCAUCUUUUCUGCCCUUGA